CUCCAGCAUGGCGGCAUCAGCUAAAAAGAAUAAGAAAAAGGGUAAGACCCUUACCCUCACUGACUUCUUAGCAGAGGACAGCGGGGGAAAUGCUCCACCUGCUUAUGGACCUGCAAAGCCCACCAGCUGGGCAGAUGAAACCGAUGACGUGGAGGGAGAUGUUACUACAUCAUGGCACACAGAGGAGGAUCUGUAUCGUGCACCGCCCAUCGAUCGGUCCAUUCUGCCAACGGCUCCACGUGCCGCCCGCGAGCCCAACAUUGACCGCUCCCGCCUACCCCGCAACCCCCCCUACACUGCCUUCUUGGGCAACCUCCCUUAUGACGUCAGUGAAGACUCCAUCAAAAACUUCUUUCGUGGACUGAAUAUCAGUGCAGUUCGCCUACCAAGGGAGCCCAGUAACCCUGAGCGACUGAAAGGCUUUGGCUACGCUGAAUUUGAUGAUGUAGAUUCUCUGUUGCGCGCACUCAGUCUCAAUGAAGAGAACCUUGGAAAUCGUAGGAUCCGUGUAGAUAUUGCAGACCAGUCCAAUGAAAAAGAGAGAGAUGAGCGGUCCAUGUCAGGGAGGGACCGUAAUCGUAGUGAACGAGACAUGGGCCCAGACAAGACUGAUUCUGACUGGCGGGCAAGGCCUAAAGGUGACUCAGAUGAUGGACCAAAAAGAGACGAGGCCUUUGGAGAGCACCGUUACCGUGACGGCCAGCGGUGGGAAACCGAUCGUUAUGACGGAGGAAGAGAGCGAUACCGGGAGCGUUAUGACGAUAGAGACCGCAGAGACUACGACAGAGGCUACGAUUCUCGCAGUGGGGGGCGUAAGCCUUUUGGAAGUGGUUUUCGCCGCGACUACGAUGACCGACGAGAAGACUUUCGUGGCAGCGGAGAUCGCUAUGGUGACCGUGAAGAUAGAUUUGAGAGACGGGAAGAGAAGCGUGAGGACAGAGGUCCCCUUCAGAGGCCCAAGCUGAAUCUGAAGCCCCGCAGUGUUCCUAAAGAAGAAGAGCAGAGCAGCGCUCCAUCAGCCCCGUCAGGACGAGCCGCAUCCAUCUUUGGAGGUGCCAAACCAGUGGACACGGCCGCUAAAGAGAGAGAGGUGGAGGAGAGACUGAAGAAAGAGCAGGAGAGACUGCAGAGGCAACUGGAAGAGGACAAGAACAGAGGACCUGAUCGCAAGCCCAGAGAAAGGCAUCCCAGCUGGCGUAGUGAGGACCAAGCAACCGAGCGCUCACGAACAGGAAGUGAGUCUUCACAAACCGGAAACACAUCAAGCAGGGGGCCGGGAAAGCGUAGGGAAAGUGAACGUUCUGUGGAAAAUGAGGUUUUCAGCCGUGAUGAGGAGCCACCCUGCCAUGGAAGCCAGAUUUCCUCCUCCAAACAGGAGGUUCUGCCACUAAAGGUUGUUCCAGCUCCACCACCUAAGGAGAACGUUUGGGCAAAGAGAAGCACCAUGAGUGUAGGAUCCAGUGAAAGUGACACUAAACCUGCUGUCUCUCCCAGCAGCAGUGCUCCUCCAAAAAGUUCAUCAAGCUCAGCUGAAGUUCCUCAGAGAAGUAAAGAUGAAAACAAAGCAGAUGGGGUGCGCCAGGAUCGGGGUUCCUCACGGGGUCGAGGCGGGGCCUCAGGCUCUGGAGCAGGCAAGGGGCGUGGAGACGCAGCCAGCCGAGACCGAAGGAAGGAGACAGACAGAAUGGAUGCAAGAAGAGAGCGAGAUCUCAGACCAGCACCAGAGCCAAAGAAAUUUGAGGAGCCUUCCGGCCCUAAAUUCAGCUCAGCCAGUAAAUACGCGGCCUUGCUGAUGGAUGGUGCGCAGAGAGACGAGGAGGAUGGCGGAUUCUAAAAGGUGGACGGACUAUGCUGAUGAUGGUUCAAGCGAAUUACAACAUUAAACCUACUGCUUUUAUUUCAUGCAGCUCUAAAGGACCUAAAUCCACCCUCUGAGAGCAAACACACAUUUUAGAGCCACCCUCUUUUACUGGACUGAACCUGAAACCUAGUGGGGAAAUACAAGACUUAUUUUACAGUGAAGGAGAGAGUGUGGAAUAUUGAAUGAAUUAAUUAUAACUAAUAAAUAUAUGGGGUUAAACGAAAUUCACACAUGAUUGCAUUGUCGCUGCUGCUCUUGCGUACAUCAUAAGUUGAGAGUAUUUCUCAUGAACCGUGCACGUUGAAUGGCAGAAAACUUUAGUAUCACUGGGAAAAGUGCCACAAGAUACAUGUUUUCCUUGAACUUUUAGGGCUUCCUAAGCUUUCUGAAAGAACGUUUACAGCAGCUGCUUUGCUGAGAUUUCUGGUAAAAAAAAAAAAAGGGGGUAAUAAAUCUCACUAACAUGAUUUUAUGUCUUAAAUGGCCAACAGGUCUGAUGAUUUGUAUUCAGGGAGAACUGUCGCUGGAUAAUGGCCAACAAACGGAUCUGAACCUGUUAGUUUCAGUUUGAUAUUUCUCUGCACUGCUUUAGGCAAGAGUGUCCCAUUUUCUCACUUUUCGUUGAAGGACUUUUUUUAAAGCCACUCCUUUGGACUGAUGUGCAAUAGCAAUUGAAGUAUUUCUCUGAAUUUCAAUGUUUCAACAACAGAGUUUGCUGCUGCUUUGGGGUGAGCAUAUAUCUGAAGGUAGUGACAUGCCUUGCUUAUUGAUUUAAAGUGUACCAUCUACAAAAACAAUAAAAGACUACACU
This is a messenger RNA of Xyrauchen texanus (razorback sucker), 2672 nucleotides long. It is a transcript of the gene eif4ba, whose product is annotated as eukaryotic translation initiation factor 4Ba. The record is from RefSeq and is a predicted model, not a curated record. Gene Ontology annotation, molecular function: RNA binding. Lineage: Eukaryota; Metazoa; Chordata; Actinopteri; Cypriniformes; Catostomidae. The coding region runs from base 8 to 1834 and encodes 608 amino acids. The transcript has 15 exons.